CUUCCCCUGGCGAAUGCCAGCCUUGGAUCUGCCUGCGAGACUGACAUAUGCAGGGGACAUCCGCGCCACAAAUCACUGCUGCUAAUCAGAAAGUCGUUGACUAUAUCGAAAACACGUUCAGCAAUAUUCUUCGUGAGAUCGAGGCCCGGCCGUGUGGUAAACCAGUCAUCAUUUUGAAAAGAAUUGUCGCAGUAAGACCCUACUAUGACGAGGCUGACUUUAUGCGCUUGAAAUGGCACAUUGAAGAUCGUGAAGUACAAUACCGUUUCCCAGGAAGAACGGAAGAUGAAGCAUGGAGAUUCAGUGAGCGGCAGAAAGCGAGCAAUCAAGGAUGGAGUUACAGUGACCAAAAGGGAUAUCUACUACCGUGACCCUACCCUGUUCAAGCAGCAAGAGACUGUGGACCGAUACAUCGACGACAUUGCCCAUACCUGCCAGGUGGCAAGGAGUGAUCUAAAAGUGACCGGAAGUCCUAAAGGCCUCCUCGCUGGACUUUUCAACAACGACAGGAGAGACCAAACAGCAAUCAUUCCUGCUGUCGAUAUUGGUUUCACGUUUCCAGACCUCUCUCAUCAGCGAUGGGUCUUGGUGGUUGAGAAAGAGGCAACCUUCAACAGUCUUGUGGAAAGGCAAUACCAACGAAAUCAUACCAUUGGUCCUGGGCUGCUCGUCACGGCAAAAGGGUACCCAGACCUCGCGACUCGGCGUUUCCUGCGCGCCCUUCUCAAUCAUGUCGAACCAUCCGUAAAAGCGUUUGGCUUGAUGGACUGGGACCCGGACGGUAUACAAAUCCUGAAGUGCUAUCGAUAUGGCUCGAAGAAGAUGGCUCAAGAGCACGGCUGCAAUAUCCCGGAAAUGAAAUGGAUAGGCCUCAAGGCGGAGGACGUGACCAGAAUAGGCCAGGGUGACAAUGCGUCCAUGCCUUUGUCUAUGCGAGACCGGGCAAUCGCACUUUCGAUGCUGACCAGCGAAGAGUGGCGAGACGGGUCGGGUGCUCUGCUGCCAGGUCUUGAAGAAUGUACGACCGAGCUCCAACAAAUGCUUAUACUGAACCGAAAGGCUGAGACUCAGAUUCUUGAUGAGAGCGGAGAUAGUCUCGAGGAGUGGUUGACGGUCCAUCUUGCAGAUGAGCUGCAGGAGGAUAGGAUGAUGUGGUGAUGAGAUAUGUUGAUGAUUGCACGCGCC
Exophiala xenobiotica is the source of this 1185-nucleotide messenger RNA. RefSeq lists its product as hypothetical. The coding region runs from base 286 to 1158 and encodes 290 amino acids. The transcript has 7 exons. Lineage: Eukaryota; Fungi; Ascomycota; Eurotiomycetes; Chaetothyriales; Herpotrichiellaceae. Gene Ontology annotation, cellular component: nuclear chromosome. The record is from RefSeq and is a predicted model, not a curated record. Gene Ontology annotation, biological process: reciprocal meiotic recombination; meiotic DNA double-strand break formation; meiotic DNA double-strand break processing. Gene Ontology annotation, molecular function: DNA binding; ATP binding; DNA topoisomerase type II (double strand cut, ATP-hydrolyzing) activity.